AUGACAUACUAUGUAUUGUUGUUAAGUAUGGUAUUUGUUGCGGGGUUUGUGGGAUUUUCAUCUAAGCCAUCUCCGAUUUAUGGGGGUUUAUGUUUGAUUGUGAGUGGGGGUGUUGGUUGUGGCAUCAUUUUAAGUUAUGGGGCUUCGUUUUUAGGAUUAAUAAUGUUUUUAGUAUAUUUAGGGGGUAUGUUAGUAGUGUUUGGUUAUACUACUGCAAUGGCUACAGAGGAGUAUCCGGAGUCUUGGGGAUCAAAUGUGGUGGUCUUGGGGACGUUGGUUGCGGGGUUGUUAAUAGAGUUAAUUUUGGUAGGCUUAUUUAUGGGAGACGGGUUUAUGGGUUGAGAGUUGGGGUUAAAAGGUUGCGAGAGUUUAGGGGUGCUUGGGGGUGAGGAGGGUGGUUAUGUACGUGAGGAUUCUAUAGGGGUGGCUGCUUUAUAUGGUGGUGGUGGGUGGUUGAUAUUAUUGGCGGGGUGGAUGUUGUUCGUUAGUAUUUUUGUUGUGAUUGAGAUUACUCGGGGCUUUAGA
Ochotona curzoniae (black-lipped pika) is the source of this 525-nucleotide messenger RNA. NCBI's taxonomy places the organism in Eukaryota, Metazoa, Chordata, Mammalia, Lagomorpha, Ochotonidae. The record is from the annotation of a RefSeq genome assembly.